AGUGCCCCGCCCCUCGUUCAGACGAAAAAUGGCGGGGUCUUCUGAGUUGGUGGUCCUUGACCCCCCAUGGGACAGGGAGCUAGCGACGGGGACAGAGAGUCAGGCCUUGGUCUCCGCCACUCCCCGAGAGGACUUUCGGGUGCGCUGCACCUCGAAGCGGGCUGUGACCGAAAUGCUACAACUGUGCGGCCGCUUUGUGCAAAAGCUCGGGGACGCUCUGCCGGAGGAGAUUCGGGAGCCCGCGCUGCGAGAUGCGCAGUGGACUUUUGAAUCAGCUGUGCAAGAGAAUAUCAGCAUUAAUGGACAAGCAUGGCAGGAAGCUUCAGAUAAUUGUUUUAUGGAUUCUGACAUCAAAGUACUUGAAGAUCAGUUUGAUGAAAUCAUAGUAGAUAUAGCCACAAAACGUAAGCAGUAUCCCAGAAAGAUCCUGGAAUGUGUCAUCAAAACCAUAAAAGCAAAACAAGAAAUUCUGAAGCAGUACCACCCUGUUGUACAUCCACUGGACCUAAAAUAUGACACUGAUCCAGGUGAGUCGGUAUCCAUUUGUGGUAAAAAUGAAGCAUCUGCUUAUAAUUUUUAUGGGUUUCUGAUACUCUUCUAAAAGGAUCAACAUCAAGGAUAUUCUCCCUUUGAUGCUUUAACUUCCUACAAGUUAUUGAUGUUUAGCAUUUCAACUAGAAUUAAGAGGACUAGCUUUAUACCUGUUGACUCAGAAUUCCAGGGGUAUUACCCCGGAAUCUUAGCUUUUAUAAAGUUCUCACCUGAUGCAGACUAUUAUAACACAUACCCAUCUCUAACUUCUAAUACCCUCCUAUCUCUGUAAUUGUACUUUCCAAUCUUUGCAUUACAGCCAAAGCUAUACUAUUAAGGCAUUCUCUCAUAGUGUCACAGCUGGUGCAGUCACCAUCAUUGGUUUCUCAUUAUUUCUAAAAUCAAAUAAAAAUAUAUUGAAUUUAA
Mandrillus leucophaeus (drill) is the source of this 957-nucleotide messenger RNA. RefSeq names its product NSL1, MIS12 kinetochore complex component (gene NSL1). Lineage: Eukaryota; Metazoa; Chordata; Mammalia; Primates; Cercopithecidae. Gene Ontology annotation, cellular component: kinetochore; MIS12/MIND type complex. The transcript has 4 exons. The record is from RefSeq and is a predicted model, not a curated record. Gene Ontology annotation, biological process: mitotic sister chromatid segregation. Bases 29 to 601 code for a protein of 190 amino acids.